UCCUCCCUCUCCAUCACUUUCUCCUCCACCUCCACCUUCUCGGCCGCUUCCUCCUCCCCCUGCCCAUCUCUCCCCACGCCCUGCCACCGGCCAACAUGUCUGCAGGAGGAGAUUUUGGGAACCCGUUGAGAAAAUUCAAGUUGGUCUUCCUGGGAGAGCAGAGUGUUGGGAAGACAUCCCUGAUCACACGGUUCAUGUAUGACAGCUUCGACAACACUUACCAGGCCACGAUUGGAAUCGACUUCUUAUCGAAGACCAUGUACUUGGAAGACCGGACAGUGAGAUUGCAGCUGUGGGAUACGGCCGGCCAGGAGCGCUUCCGAAGCCUGAUCCCCAGCUACAUCCGGGACUCCACCGUGGCUGUGGUGGUCUAUGACAUCACAAAUCUCAACUCCUUCCAGCAGACCUCUAAGUGGAUUGACGAUGUGAGGACAGAAAGAGGAAGUGAUGUCAUCAUCAUGCUGGUGGGUAACAAGACAGACCUGGCUGAUAAAAGGCAGAUAACAAUUGAGGAAGGAGAGCAGAGAGCCAAAGAGCUGAGUGUCAUGUUUAUCGAGACUAGCGCGAAAACAGGAUACAACGUAAAGCAGCUUUUCCGGCGUGUGGCAUCAGCUCUGCCAGGAAUGGAGAACGUCCAGGAGAAGAGCAAAGAAGGAAUGAUCGACAUCAAGCUGGACAAGCCGCAGGAACCGCCAACCAGCGAAGGCGGAUGCUCCUGCUAAUCCAAACCCCCGGAUCGGUCAGCUUCAUUCGACACCACACGCUUGUUGUGUUGCUUUCUAUCGGUUAGCUUCCUAAAAAAAAAACAAAACAAAACAACCAACACAGAAUCAGUUCUCAAGAUGGGAGGAUUUUUCGUUUUCUCUCUGUCUCUGGGGGU
Messenger RNA from Tachyglossus aculeatus (Australian echidna), 880 nucleotides. RefSeq names its product RAB6B, member RAS oncogene family (gene RAB6B). NCBI's taxonomy places the organism in Eukaryota, Metazoa, Chordata, Mammalia, Monotremata, Tachyglossidae. The record is from RefSeq and is a predicted model, not a curated record. The transcript is spliced from 8 exons. The coding region runs from base 96 to 722 and encodes 208 amino acids. Gene Ontology annotation, molecular function: GTPase activity; GTP binding.